UCCGAUGCCAGCUCCGCCGUGUCGGCGAAUCCGGCAGGCGCACCACCACAGAAACCUCUCCGUCUCUCCCUUCCCUUCAUCAGUUUCCAUUCAAAAAACCCACAUGCAUUAGCUUCUGAAGGAUAUCGGAGGAGAAAGAGGAAUCUCCAAUUCGAAACUCAGUUUCCGGCCACCGAUUUUCCAGUAUAAGGUGAGAAUCGCCAUCUCUUCUUCAAAGACAAUCCGUCUAUGCUUUUAGUUUCUCAAUUCGAUGGUUUCUGAUCAAUUUCAAUUGUGGGUUUCCUCGAUGCUGCUGUUUCUUCCCGGCAACGUUCUCCGCCAUAACCACCGAGAGACCAAAGUGAGGUUUGGGAGCCCAGUUGAGCAGCUGCUGCAAUUUGGGUGAGAAGCAGAGGGUAUAUAUAGGCGUUGGAAGUUACAGGAACGAAGAGGAGUUGUAGCUUUGAAUUUCUGGUUCCUGGAAAAACAAUUGGAGGUAAAGGCUUCACUGUUUCAUAAAUUGAAGGUUUCUGGGUACUGGGAAUGUGUAGAGGUGCUGUGUGUUUCAGAAAUAAAUCAUAUUGUCCCUUAAGAGUGAUCGGAUGACUUUUUGAUAGAGAAAGGGGGUGGGUAUAGAACACAGAGAUGGAUGGGAAGAAUAUUGUGUAUGUGCCUUUUAUCAGAGGAAGACAGAAAGAUGAUUAAAAUAUAAUCAUAUCUUACAAAAUGCCAACAACAGACCCUUGUAUAUACAAGCCUAAACUCUCAAAGUCUUCAUAAUGCUCAUUUCCUCGAACCUUCCUUUCACUCUGGCGAUCAGACCCGCCAUCCUCAUCUCUCCACUCUCAAGUUUCAUUGUUCAUGCAGUAGGAUUGGGGGUUUCAGAAUCGAACUCAACUUAAAAGUCUACGUUACCAAUGGCCACAAGUAGGAAAUCCGAUGAAGCCUCUUCCUCAUCUGAGCCAUCCUCCUCAAAUCCAAUGAUUUAUGACGUUUUCUUGAGCUUCAGGGGUGAAGACACGCGCAACAACUUCACAGGCCAUCUCUACCAGACCUUAAAGGAUGCUGGGAUCAAAGUUUUUAUUGAUGAAAAUGAACUCCAGAGGGGAGAGAUUAUAAAUGAGGAACUGCUGCGUGCAAUCCAAGGCUCCAAAAUCUCUGUCAUUAUCUUCUCAAGAAGGUAUGCAGAUUCAAGUUGGUGUCUUGAGGAGCUAGUGAAGAUCAUGGAGUGUAGAACAACACUGGGGCAGCGAGUCGUCCCAGUAUUUUAUGAUGUUGAUCCUUCAGAUGUCCGGAAACAGAGCGGUACAUUUGGGGAGGCUUUUGAUCUUAAACAUGGAAAGAAAGAUGAAGAUAUAGUGAAGAGGUGGAGAGCUGCUCUUACUGAUGCUGCAAAUUUGUCUGGCUGGGAUCUUAAAACCAAAGCUGAUGGGCAUGAAGCGAACUUUAUACGGAUGCUUAUUCAGGAGAUCUCUAAAUUUCUCAACAAUUCAGACUUAAAGGUAGCGGACAAUGAAAUUGGAAUAGGCUCUCGUAUGAAAGAUAUUGUUUCUCUUUUAGAUGUUGGAAAACGAAAUGAUGUUCGCAUUGUUGGAAUUUGGGGUAUGGGCGGGAUUGGGAAAACAACAGUUGCAAAGGCUCUUUACAACAAAUUUCAUCAAAGCUUUGAAGCUUCAAGUUUCCUUGCCGAUGUCAGGCAAACUAUGCAAACAAAGGGUAUGGUUAGUUUGCAAGAAGGGCUUCUUUCUGAUAUCUCGAAAACGAGCAUGUCAGAGUUGGGUCACGUUGCCAGAGGGGUCAAUGUGAUAAAAAAUAGACUCAGAUGCAGAAGGGUAUUUAUCGUGAUUGAUGAUGUUGACCAUGUGGAGCAAUUGAAGGAAUUAGCAAUAGAACGUGACUCAUUUGGUUUGGGAAGUAGAGUGCUUGUAACAACAAGAGAUGAACAUUUGCUAACGCAACUUGAUGUGGAUUUUACAUAUCAAGCUCAACUGAUGGAUGAUGAAGAAGCUCUCAACCUCUUUACUUUGCAUGCCUUUAAAAAUCAGUGUCCUAAUGAAGAGUAUCUUACACUCUCAAGAAGAGUUGUUGAUUGUUGUGGAGGUUUGCCACUGGCUCUAAAAGUUCUUGGUUCUUUCCUAGUUGGUAGAAGCACAAGGUUCUGGGAAUGUGCAAUCAAGCAAAUGCAAGCACUUCCUUUCCAGGAAAUUCAAGAAAGGCUCAAAAUUAGUUACGAUGACCUAGAAUAUAAUCAAAAGGAGAUGUUCCUUGAUAUAUCGUGUUUCUUUAUUGGGCAGGAUUUGGACCAUGUCAAGGAAAUCUUAGAUAGUUUUGACUUUUCUCCAGAGACAGGAAUUGAGGUCCUCAUUCAACGUUGCCUUGUAACUGUUAAUGCUACUAACAAGCUGAUGAUGCAUGAUUUGCUUCGCGACAUGGGUAGAUCAAUUGUUCGUGCAAAGUGCCCUGAAAAUCCUAGAAAAUGGAGUAGAGUGUGGCACAUUGAGGAUACAGACGAGGUGUUGAGAAAUGAAUCUGAAUGUGAUGAAAUCCAAUGACUCACUGUAAAUGGCACCAAGAUAUCUAAGACAAUAAGUACCAAAGCAUUUGCAAAAAUGAAGAGACUGAGAUUCCUGAAGCUCAGAAAUUUGGAGAUCACUGGAGGCUACAAAUAUCUCCCAAACAAGUUAGAAUGCCUGGACUGGCUUGAUUUCCCUUUGAAGUCUAUACCGAGAGACUUUAAUCUUGGAGAAGUAGUUGCUAUCUAUUUGCGACGGAGCCAACUCAGAUACGUUUGGAAUGAUUCUAGGGUAUUUUCUACCAUCGAACUACUAAUUUGUUUCCUUGGUUUUACUCAGAACAUGAUGUUCUCUUAUUUUCAUUUUUUGUUUCAACCUUGU
Messenger RNA from Argentina anserina (silverweed cinquefoil), 2873 nucleotides. RefSeq names its product disease resistance protein RUN1-like. The record is from RefSeq and is a predicted model, not a curated record. Lineage: Eukaryota; Viridiplantae; Streptophyta; Magnoliopsida; Rosales; Rosaceae. The transcript has 4 exons. Gene Ontology annotation, molecular function: protein binding; ADP binding. The coding region runs from base 897 to 2531 and encodes 544 amino acids. Gene Ontology annotation, biological process: signal transduction; defense response.